This is a messenger RNA of Lagopus muta (rock ptarmigan), 1162 nucleotides long. RefSeq names its product oleoyl-ACP hydrolase (gene OLAH). The record is from RefSeq and is a predicted model, not a curated record. The transcript is spliced from 8 exons. Gene Ontology annotation, biological process: lipid biosynthetic process. NCBI's taxonomy places the organism in Eukaryota, Metazoa, Chordata, Aves, Galliformes, Phasianidae. The coding region runs from base 124 to 882 and encodes 252 amino acids.
CUGCACUCCAGUGUCCAGAAGCUGAAGCUGUAAUCUGCUUUGGAGAGAGCACUGAUUCAGCCCUUGGGCUGUCAUUUCUUGGCACUUGCAUUGGUGAUUUUUCAGGUACUUUGCUUCUAAGGCAUGGAGAAGGCGAUUGUUCGUCCAUAUAAAAGGCCAAAUGCUCUCUGUAGGCUGAUUUGCUUUCCCUGGGCUGGAGGUGGAACUUCUCAUUUUGCUCAAUGGGGCAAACUCUUCAGCAGCUCAAUUGAAGUGUCUGUUGUAAGGCUUCCUGGAAGAGAAAGUCGCGCUAAGGAGCCUUUUGCAAAGGACAUGACAGCUGUCAUUAAUGAAAUAACCAGUGCUUUGCUGAAAGAUCUGCAAGAAAAACCAUUCGCCUUCUUUGGUCACAGUUUUGGAGCUUACAUCAGCUAUGCAGUUGCAGUACACUUGAAAGAAAAGCAUGGACUAGAGCCGAUCCAUCUUUUUUUAUCAGGGGUAUAUGCCCCACAUUCUGAAGCAUUUCUUCUGAUGGGAAAAGUAAACGAAGCAAAGGAUGAAGACAUUCUUGAACAUGUCAAAUUCUUAGGAGGAACUCCUUCUGAGUUUCUGAAAAAUGAGGACAUCAAGAAACACUUGAUACUUACUGUAAGAAAAGAUGUUAGCAUUCUUCAGACAUACUCUUUCGAGAAGGCAGAAAGAAAAACCAUCUUCUCUUGUGAUGUCACCUGCUUUGAUGGCUCUGAAGAAACAGUGCAUGAUGCCGAAGCCUGGCUCAAUAUAACCAGAGGAGAUACUUCCAUUUACAGUCUUCCUGGAGGUCACUUUUAUCUGCUGGAACCUUCAAAUGAAAUUUUCUUGAUAAAACACAUAACCAAGUGCAUAGAAAAUGCUGCUUUAUGAGUAUUUCCCUCUAUUUUAGUAGCAAGUGUAAGUCUACAGCACUUAAUAAUUAAGUCAUUCUUUCUGCUGAAUUGCACUGUUAUGCCUAAAAGUUACUCUGUUCCUCCAGAAGAUCUUCACCAUAAUUCUUUAAAAGGGUUUAAAGAGUUGUUCUGAUUUUUGAAAAUAAACUCUAGCUUUGUAUCUUAAAAAUAAAACACUUUUCAUUUUUUCUCUCUCUUCUCAUCCAGCACAUGCAUAAACCCUUCACUUUAUUCAACAUCAGCUGCCAAAAGUGACA